UUUGUAUGGAGUGGACCUAUUUUAUUAUUUCAUGUUUGGGGCUAUAAUAAUCAAAUAGUAUUUGCAGAAGGAUAUGUUGUGUUGAGGCCAAGUGUAACAGACAGUUGAGAUCAUUAUGGUUGUUUCCUGUGGGGCUAUUGUGAUGUUCUUUCACCCACGACCUUCGACUUUAGAUGCACUCACUACACCACUAAAGGGUCUUAUGAUAUACUUAAAUUCGGCAGAUCGUCUCAUUGAGGUGGGGCGGCAGCCGCCCCAGAGCAACUGACGGAGGGACAAUAGACUGCCCGGUGGCGGUCGCGGGACGGGACACGGGUAGUGCGAAGCUAUAAUAUGCAAAGAUAAAAUAUCUUGUUUUAAUAAUAUAACCUUAGGAGGUUGUUAAAUUAUUCAUGGAAUGAAGGUCAGGCAGCCGGAGAAUUUCCCCACUUUUUAAACUCUCUCUGGCAAGGUGGGGAAAAUGCGAAAUAAACGUCACUUUUUCAUGUUAUUCCUGUAUUGCCAUAUAAUGUUAUUUUCAGAAUAUGGUUUAGUAUAGCAAGGCAGCUCCCUUGCUCCCAAACACAGCCUUGAUGUAACCUCGAUAAAGUUAUACCUGCCGCCUCAGUAAACACUAAAUACUGUAGCUAGAAAUACUGCUACAUUCCACAUAAAUUGUCAAACUUGACAGUCUCGACCACAGGUGUAAAACUCAAGGCCCGGGGGCCAAAUCAGUUCAUGUGGCCCGCGAAAGCAAAUCAUCUGUGUCAACUUCCAUGAUUCUUGCUCAAAUUCUCAUAAAAUAAUAACAAUAAAUAGUAUCGUUGAGGCAUUGCAUGCAUUUUCUGUUUACAGUAACUUGAACAAUAGUUGAACAAACUAUUAUCCUGGACAUCUGAUUUCAAAACUAGGUAUCCAUAAAUUUGUUGUGUGCAUGUAAUAAUAAUAUGAGGUGACUAAACAUUUCUAUGGUUUCACAGUCAACGGCCCUCUGAGGGAAACCGUGACUACAAUGUGGCCUGUGACAAAAAUUAGUUUGACACACCUGCAAUAGGGUGUCAUCAUUAAAAUAAUACAAACAUGAUCAUGACCUGUGUUUUGUUGACUUUUGUUUUGAUUAGAUUUAGUUUUUCUCAUAUUUUGUCAAGGUUUUCCUGUUACAUGAUCACAUCUUGCCUGCUCAUUUGGUUUUUGUCUCCACCUGUUCUUGACAGCCUGCAAACAUUUUUUUUUCUCCUUUCCUUCCUUUAAUUACAACAUACCUGACUGUCCGUGGUCAGACUGGGAUGGUACGGAUAAAUUGCACUUCACUUUUUUCCUCAGCAGAAUUUUGAGCUGUAGAUCGUCUGGCAGAUUGCUCGAGAAUGUGACCGGAAACGACGUAGGCUAACUCUACUCCAUGUAUGGAGGGUAGGAACGUUGAAUGGUAAUUCUGUUUAACUUUAUAGGCUAGUGGGCGGUGGAAUUCAACACCCUAUGUUGGCAGUAUCUUUUGUAUUGCACAAAGACAAACUGCGCAUGUAAAACAUUUGCAAGAGUCAAUGCGAAAGCGUUGAAGCGUCCUAAAUUGGAAAUUGUGUCAUAAAAUGAGAAAACCAGAGAUAAACGAAUCAAUUUUACUCAUCAUUUACUAAAUACACUGGAACCUCGAUUUAACAGACUAAUGGGGGGGGGGUCGGUCGUCCAUUAAAUCUGACUGUCUGUUAAACUGAACUACUUUCGUGGCCUAAAAAUACCAGUUGUAACGUAUAUUGCUUUUGGAUAAAAACGUAAUUAAUUUUGGAAAAGAAUACGCUGGAAGCAAACACCUGCGUUUACUCCCGGUUUAGUUCGACUUAAAUUUAACGUUGGAAUCGAACUAUCUUCAUCUUGUAAAGGGGCACCACGUCUCUUUUUAUAUGUGUAAAAUUUAGGAAAAGUGACGAAAAACCUCGAUCUCAGUCAUUUAGAAGGCUGCUACAUGAAUGAAAUACGAGUUCUAGAUUACAACGGUUUCACCAUGAAACUCAAACACACAAAACCGAACAGGAAGUGGAAUUUUAUCGAAAAUGAAAUUAAAUCUAAAAGGGUACUACAGGGAAAACAAUGUAGAGGGGCUUGACUACGAAAGGAAAACAAUGGUAAUAGAAAGGAAGAGAGCCAUACAUAAAGAAAAAUAGCCAGGAAAACAAUAGAGAAGAUGCAAGUUAAGGGUUAAAUACCGAUGGGGCGUGUCUAAGGGACAGGAAGUGGAGAACACCACACCCAUCAUCUUGAAUUUCGUCGACAAUUGGGUUUAAAAAUCAUAUAGCAAUCUAAAAAAAGUACUCCCAACUUUAUACUCCCACACGCUGAGGAAAGAAACACAAUCACAAACGAUUGUUAUAACUCUCAUGCAGGUGCUAAACUAUUGUUCGUGGCACAAUCAGUUUUUACAGGUUGAUAUCAGACAUGCUGGCACAUUCAGAAGGAGCAAUUUCGGAAGGCAACCUGUAAAAACACAAUCACACAGGCAUCAUGGUAUAUAUUUAGAGAAUUCCUGAAGGUUUGUUAUGUUUAUCACAAAUAUGGCAUCAGAUGAUAUAAACCAGGUGUCCUGUGUCUUGUGAAACCAAUCUGGCUGGUUGAGGUUCAAGAGGCAGGAAUGCAACAGUUUAUCAGUUCCUGGGGUUGCCAUUACAACCGGGCCAUCGGGCGUCGUCACUUCACAGUAGAGUGUAAAAUUAUUGUUUGGCACUUUUUCAUGGCUUAAAUACACCCAGUACAGUACACUUCAUCCAGCCAACCAUUUUCUUCCGCUUAUCCAAGGUCGGGUCGCGGGGGCAGUAGCUUUAGCAGGGACGCCCAGACAUCCCUCUCCCCAGCCACUUCAUCCAGCUCUUCCGGGGGCAUCUCGAAGCCAGCCGGGAGACAGUCUCUCCAGCGUGUCCUGGGCUGUCCCCGGGGUCUCCUCCCGGUGGGACGUGCCUGGAGCACCUCACCAGGGAGACACCCUAAUCAGAUACCCCAGCCACCUCAUCUGGCUCCUCUCAAUGUGAAGGAGCAGCGGCUCUACUCUGAGCUCCUCCCGGAUCACAGAGCUUCUCACCCUAUCUCUAAGGGAGAGCCCCGACACCCUGCGGAGGAAACUCAUUUUUGCCGCUUGUAUCCGGGAUCUUGUUCUUUCUGUCACAACCCACAGCUCAUGACCAUAGGUGAGGGUAGGAACGUAGAUUGACCGGUAAACUGAGAGCUUCGCCUUUCGGCUUAGGUCCUUCUUCACCACACAAAGUACCGGUACAAAGUCCACAUCACUGCAGACACUGCACUGAUCCGCCUGUCGAGCUCCUGUUCUAUUCUUCCCUCAGUCGUGAACAAGACCCCAAGAUACUUGAACUCCUCCACUUGGGGCAGGAUCUCACCUUGGUCAGAUUGGUGAUAUUAUUUCAAAAACAAAAUGCACACUUUAUUGACAGUAUAUCUGACUGGUCAAGUCAUGUAGUUCAAGUCUAAGUCAAGCCAAGUCGAAUCUUUCACAAGUUUUAGCCAAGCUAGUCACAAGUCAUAAAUCAGCAACUCAAGUCAACUCGAGUCUAAGUCAUGUAACUCAAGUCCCCCACCUCUGCUGCCCGGCAUGUUGCGGCACAACAUGGUGCUACACUGAAUGCGUGCAACACUACAUUCAGACUUGCCUGUAUACUGUAUAAACCCAUAGAAAAUAAUGGCAUAAACAUCUGCGAUAUAGCAGGGGGCGCAAACGAUAAACUAUAAUUUAGUAAGGGUUCACUGUAUUUCCAUUUAAAUGUCCUUGAACAAUGACUAUCCACAAGGCACACCGUGAACAUCAACUGGGCGCAAAUGCAGUGCAGGGGAUUAGCAUGAGAAUAGUUUGUGAAUGCUGGAAGGUCAGCAGUUCAUUUCUAUUCCACUCCAGCUUGCGCUCACCCACCUUUGCCCCAUACUGCCUAGGACUCGGAGCUUGGACCCAUUUCAGUCAUCGAUACCUUACACUGAAUGUUCAUAUUAGUAACUGUCUAUUUGACGCACCUCCUGGCAACUGGACACACCAUGGAGGAUAGCCACACCUUCUUGUACUUUGCAUAUGGUAGCAACUUGCUAAAGGAGCGACUGCAUCUUAAGAACCCAUCUGCAACAUUGCACUGUGUGGCCAGUCUAAAGGUAUGGUCAGCUACAUCUGUGACACCUAGUUUAUCCUUGUACACAGACAAAUCAUUUCUGUUUCAGGACUAUAAAUUGGUAUUUGGGAACUAUAAAGGCCUCGCCAGUGAACGGUGGCAUGGAGGUGUGGCCACCAUAGAACACAGUCCAGGAGAUGAAGUGUGGGGUGUGGUGUGGAGGAUGAACAAGUCUGAUCUGAAGUCUCUAGACAGUCAAGAGAACGUCAAGUUGGGUGUGUACAGCCCUGUGGAAAUAUCGGUAAGGACGAAAGGCCAGGACCUUAGUUGUCGCACCUACUUAAUGAACAGCUGCAUGUAUGCCCCACCAUCACCACAGUACCUACUGGUGAUUGUUUUGGGAGCAGAGCAGAACAGAUUGCCUAAGGACUACCAGGAGAAGCUAAGAGCGAUCGAGACCAACAAAUAUGUGGGUCCUUUACCUCUGAUGGCUGAGCUGGAGCUGGAGUGAGCCAGAGAAGCAGAAAGACAGGUCCUAUCUGAGGCCUGAUGAUCCAGCAGCCUGCGUGUCCCCCUUUAAAUGGACCAAAAUCACCUACCCUAAAAUCUAACGUAUGUUUAUGUUAUCAUGUUUCCUUAUGCUUCCAUAAUAAGAAAAUAUAUACUGCAGUUGUAUUUCAGGUAUAUUGAGGAUCCUCUAAUUGUGAACUCUUUGCUGGAUAAAUAAUUUGGUUGAAGAAGUUUAUUAAAAUAUUUU
Molecule: messenger RNA, 4830 nt
Organism: Phyllopteryx taeniolatus (common seadragon)
Lineage: Eukaryota; Metazoa; Chordata; Actinopteri; Syngnathiformes; Syngnathidae
Product: gamma-glutamylcyclotransferase-like
Molecular function (GO): gamma-glutamylcyclotransferase activity
Source: RefSeq, a predicted model, not a curated record